CCUGACGUCAUCGCAAUCGCAUUCCCCUUACAAAACUUCCCCCACACAAUACUUUAUCAUCUCAGCGCUAAACACAGCUUCGAUUUCCAUCUGCCGCAUUAUUCUAGCCCUAAUUUCCACCUCUCGCGGAUUUCAUUCAAAAAUUCGGUUCCUUAAUAUCCGUUGAUACAAUCCUCUCCGAUCAGAAUUCGGAAUCAAUUCGGUUCAUUGUCAUGAUGAUGAUGGUGGAGUAGUUUCGGCUAAGGCGGCUCAACCCUAACUCUCUCCCGCGCUGUUGAUUCCGCGAUCGAAUUGAACAAUUGGCGGAGUUUCGUAUUUGCUGAGCUAGAAAUCGUUCGACAACAUCGAUUGAAAGAAGUUUACGGUUCGAGGCAGUGGCAGCUCGGCGACAUCUGGAGGUUCCUGCUCAGUUGUUUAAUCGAUCCAAGUGGAGAGGCGCUGAGCGGCAUUUGGAUGUUUUUGAGUGGCUGAAGGAUUAGAAGGCCAACAGUUAGUCGGUUUGAUUGAUAAGUAUUUGCAGAGAAGAAAAAGAAGAAUCUAUUGAGUUUCAGUUGUACUGUUAUUGUUUCCAUUUUUUCAAAUUUUGAAGUUGAAUGCCAGAGCUUUCAUUUUGUAUUAUUUGACGGCCUCUAUUCUUGUUUGUGUUGUUUCUCUCUGGAAAUAGAGGGCGAACAUAUACAAAGAAAGGCGAUACCAUAACAAAAUAUGGCUGUUUACUAUAAAUUUAAAAGUGCUAAAGAUUAUGAUUCAGUUCCAAUGGACGGCCACUUUAUUUCGGUGGGACACUUGAAAGAAAAAAUAUUUGAAUUAAAGCAUUUGGGUGGUACUGAUUUUGACCUCAUAGUCACCAACGCCCAGACCAAUGAAGAGUACCUCGACGAAGGAAUGUUAAUUCCCAAAAAUACUUCUGUUUUAAUACGCCGAGUACCUGGAAGGCCUCGCAAGCCCAUAGUUGCUGCACCUGUUAGCGAACAAGAAGAGUUGAAUGUUGACCAUAAUUCUGAAGAUGUUCAAGCUGUAAAGGGCAGCUUUGCUGUAGCAGAUCAGUCUUAUGUGAAAUAUGGCGAAGAUUUAGAAUGGGAUGAAUUUGGAAAUGAUCUAUAUGCUAUGCCUGAAACUACCCCUGUUCCAUCCAGCAUCCCAGUUCAAGAUGCUACUCCUGUUAGCAAAGAGGAUGAGGAGAGCAAGAUCAAAGCUUUAAUUGACACACCGGCAUUAGAUUGGCAGCGACAACCUUCGGAUGGUUUUAAUGGUAGAGGUUUUGCACGAGGUGGCAGAACGCCAGGUGGACGUGGUGGUUUUGGUCGAGGUGGAUUUGAGAAGAAAACACCACCACAAGGGUACAUAUGUCACAGGUGCAAGGUGCCUGGACACUUUAUCCAGCAUUGUCCUACUAAUGGAGAUCCCAAUUUCGACAUCAGAAAGGUCAAACCUGCUACGGGAAUUCCAAAAUCAAUGUUGGUGGCCACCCCAGAUGGCUCUUAUGCAAUGGCGAGCGGGCUUGCAGCAACAUUGAAGCCAAAUGAGGCUGCUUUUGAGAAAGAGAUUGAGGGAAUGCCAUCUACAAGACCAAUUGGUGAUCUUCCAAGAGAGCUGCGGUGCCCUUUGUGUCAAGAAGUAAUGAAAGAUGCUGUCCUGACGAGCAAGUGUUGUUUGAAGAGCUUUUGUGAUAAAUGCAUACGGGAUUACAUUAUAUCGAGGUCAAUGUGUGAAUGUGGGGCCACAAGUAUUCUCGCGGAUGAUCUUUUGCCCAACAAGACCGUAAGAGAUACCAUUAAUCGGAUUUUGGAAUCUAAUAAUAAUAGUGGUGAAAAUGGUGGGAGUGCUUUUCAAGCUCAAGAUAUGGAGUCAAGAAAUCCACAAGCAAAGGUUCCAUCCCCCACGCAGUCUGCUGCCUCAAAAGGACAGCAAGUGCCCGCACCACCACCUCAGAGGCAGGAAGUUCCUACAAAUGUGGAGACUGUUGAAGAAAAUAAGCCUGCUAUCGUGCCCCUGAAAUCAGAGAAAGGGAUAGCUCUAAAAGUGCCUGAUGCCUCAGAAGCAACACAUGACUCGAGAACAGUUAAGGAAGCAGCAUCACAAGGAAGUGCUCCUCUGCCCGAUGAAGAGGUGCAGCAGAAACCAAUAUCUGGAGAAGCAGGCCGGAAGAAAAAGAAGAAGAAAAUUUCCAUGGCUCCUGGUGCUGCAGAGACGCAGUGGCGGGCUGGCCCAGACCUCGUUCCUGAGAAUUACAUGAUGAAUAUGGGACCUUCUGCUUUUAAUCCUGGCUGGAAUGGCAUGCAUCCUGGAUUUGAUGGCUUUAUGAUGUAUGGCGGUGGUCCUAUGCCCUAUGGGGGUUAUGGCGUUAAUCCUAUGGACGUUCAGUUUGGGGGCUUUUUACCAUAUGAUCCAUUUGCAGGACAUGGUGGUAUUCUUCCAUACGGCCCUCAGAGGGACCUUUCUGAGUUAGUGGGAUACAAUGCUCCCCCACCCAUCACGAGCAGAAAGGAAUUUGAAGCUCGCAAAUCUGAUUUGACGAGGAAGCGUGAAAUGGAGAGACGCGAUGAAAGGGAGUUUACCAAAGAUAGGGAAUAUGGAAGAGAAGGGAGCAGUACAGUCAAUGUCUCUUCGAGAUCCAAAUCUAGAUUGACCCCUCCACCUUCUGCCGCCGGCCACCACCUUCCGAGUCGCCGAGACCCGGAGCUUCCUCGCCCGUCUUCCAAAAAGAGGUCUGACUACGUAAACGAGGAUCACCACCACCACCACCAGCAGCGCCGCCACGAAGAAACUAACCGCGAAGAGCCCCACCGCGACAGGGAUCACCACCGCCACCUCCACCGCUCGCAGUCACCCUCAGAAGCAGCCGCAGACAAGAAGCAUAAGGCGAGUGUCUUCUCCCGGAUUAGCUUCCCAGCUGGUGGCGAAUCGUCCACCAAGAAAAGAAAGCUCUCGUUGGCCGAUGCUGGCUCCUCGAGUCACAGGACAUCGAACGGGCAGCACGAAGAGCACAAGGCGGCUACUGGAUCAAGAAAAGGCAGUAGCGCUGCCAUCCCAGUAGAUCACGACAGCAGCGAUGACGAGAGGCAUUUCAAGAGGCGCCCGUCGAGGUACACCUCGUCGCCUCCUCCAGCUCCCUCGGUGGAGGAGGAGCACCGGCAUUCUAGGGGGUCGAGGGAGAGAGAUCGCGGGGUGUAUAACAGCAGCAAGCGUAGAUAAUUGGAAUGGAGACUACGUUUUGAGGAAUUUUUAAUUCUGUGUUUGGCUCCCUGUUUGCUUCGAUAAUGUAAUAAAAAUAGUAAUGAUCAAUGAUUUAUGACUGGGUUUUCAACAGUUGCCAUUUAAUGGGCAUGUUUUAUAAAUCAUUUUUAUAACACUCCUACUAUUUUUUUUA
Salvia hispanica is the source of this 3370-nucleotide messenger RNA. RefSeq names its product E3 ubiquitin ligase PQT3-like. Gene Ontology annotation, molecular function: zinc ion binding; ubiquitin protein ligase activity. Gene Ontology annotation, cellular component: nucleus. NCBI's taxonomy places the organism in Eukaryota, Viridiplantae, Streptophyta, Magnoliopsida, Lamiales, Lamiaceae. Gene Ontology annotation, biological process: protein ubiquitination; mRNA processing; ubiquitin-dependent protein catabolic process. The record is from RefSeq and is a predicted model, not a curated record.